AUUCCCAUGCAACAAUCAUGGCCAACAAUAUGCAACCUUUUUCCAUCUUCAAUGUUACCACAUCAAAUGCGUGUUCUCUACUUCUCAAUCAAUGAAUUCCUACCAAGUUAUGUAGCCUUGUACCUAAACACUAACCAUUUACACCCUUGGCAUCUGAUAUGUCAUCACCAUAGCAGAGCAACUCUUUCUUUCUCUAUCUCUCUGCUUCUCUAAUCUGACAAACAUCCCAUGGAGAAGGAAGGCCAAAACAAAGAUGGGACUUUUUUGCAGCACCCAUUUUUCCUUAUCAUUGUUCUGGCUUUUGGUUUUGUUAUGAUGGAUCCUUUUCAACUAGGUCCCGUCGGAGGCCUUCAAUUCAGGCCAGUGAAGCAUGACAUCGCACCAUACAAGGAAGUCAUGGGUAGUUGGCCUAGAGACAACAAAAGCCGGUUAGGAGAUGGCAAACUGGAGUUUGUGGAUGAGGUUUAUGGCCCUGAGUCAUUAGAGUUUGACAGCUUAGGGCGUGGCCCUUAUGCUGGAUUAGCUGAUGGGCGCAUUGUUAGAUGGAUGGGUGAGGAUAUUGGAUGGGAGACAUUCGCCAUUGUAACAUCAAACUGGUCAGAGAAGCUAUGCGCUAGAGGAGCUGACUCAACUACAGCUAAGCAGUGGAAACAUGAGAAAUGGUGUGGCCGCCCUCUUGGCUUAAGGUUCAACAAAGAAAGCGGAGAUUUGUACAUUGCUGAUGCCCACUACGGAUUGCUCAGGGUUGGACCUGACGGAGGACUUGCCACACCUUUGGCAACUCAUGUGGAAGGGAAGCGAAUACUCUUUGCAAAUGACCUGGACAUCCAUAGAAAUGGUUCCAUCUUUUUCACAGAUACUAGCAAAAAGUACAAUAGAGUGAAUCAUUUCUUCAUUUUGUUAGAAGGAGAAGCAACUGGGAGGCUUCUCAGAUAUGAUCCUCCUACUAAGACAACUCAUAUAGUUUUGGAUGGUUUGGCUUUUCCAAAUGGAGUGCAAUUUUCUAUGGACCAAGCUUUCCUCGUUUUCACUGAGACUACCAAUUGCAGGCUAAUGAAAUACUGGCUAGAAGGUCCAAAAACUGGGACUGUGGAACUUGUGGCUCAUCUACCUGGUUUUCCAGACAAUGUAAGAAUAAAUGACAAAGGCCAAUUCUGGGUAGCAAUAGACUGUUGCCGCACUCCAGCACAAGAAGUUCUCACCCACAAUCCAUGGAUGAGGAGCCUCUACUUUAGGUUACCUUUUAGAAUGAGUGUCUUAGCCAGAAUAAUAGGGAUGAGGAUGUACACCGUUAUCUCACUGUUCAAUGAGAAGGGAGAAAUUCUGGAAGUUCUUGAGGAUCCAAGGGGUGUGGUUAUGAAGCUAGUCAGUGAAGUUAGAGAAAUACAAGGGAAGCUAUGGAUUGGAACUGUGGCUCAUAAUCACAUCGCUACCCUUCCUUACCCUUGAGCACAUUCUACCUCCAAUAUCUCUGGAUAUUAUAUUUGUCUAACUAUGAAUAUGUAAUAUGUUCCAUUCAAGUGUCUUUCCUUUGCCUUUGUAAACUGUUUAUCCUGCUUUCUCUAGUAGAUCAAUGAAUGCUGUCCAGUAAGUGCUUACUGCUUCUGCUACUAAUUAAUUACUGUGUAGUAAAAAAAUUGUGAGACUAAUUUUUUAUUCUAGUGAUUACACUCCUGAUUCUGUUU
Molecule: messenger RNA, 1685 nt
Organism: Theobroma cacao (cacao)
Lineage: Eukaryota; Viridiplantae; Streptophyta; Magnoliopsida; Malvales; Malvaceae
Gene: LAP3
Product: Calcium-dependent phosphotriesterase superfamily protein
Cellular component (GO): endomembrane system
Molecular function (GO): hydrolase activity
Source: RefSeq, a predicted model, not a curated record